CUGAUCGCAUUCGGAGUUGGAGAAACCGAGGAAGGCAUGGUAUGAUCUUUGACCUUGAGAAGGGCAGUGGACGUGGAUAGUUCCAAGUUUGAGGGUUUUGCUAAAACCUCAUCGCUGUCUUGUUCUUCGAAGCUCUCUGUAAUUUCGAAAUGUAUGCACUGCGCCGAGCAGUACGAGUGUUUGCUUCUUCAGCCAUUGCAACGGGGCACCUUGUUUCACAUCCCUCAACCUUCAUUCGUCAGUCCUAUGCCACUGCCGCCACUACCCGUCGGAGAUCUAAACGCGUCGACGAACCUUCGCCACCUUCAAAAGACGACGCCGUUUCUGACAGACAGAGGCCCCCCGUGAUUCCGUAUCAGCCGAAGGCUGCCAAUUUCGUCAAUAUCAUUGGUCAAGUUCAUAUGCCCGUUCAGUUUCAAACUUCUCCCGAUGGCAAAACUUGGGCUACCACCGUUCUUAUCCGGGAGCUCACUCCUGAUUCUUCCCAUCUUUGGAUUCCAGUAAAAUUUGAGGGUGAUUUGGCUCAUGUUGCUGCUUGCCAUCUGAAAGAGAAUGACUAUAUACAUGUUGCUGGAGAGCUUGGUGCAAAUUCAUCUUAUUCAAAUGAAAGUAAAGGUCAAAGCAAUAUCCAGGUUUUGGCACGAAGCCUCAACUUUGUCCAAGGAUAUCCUUUAGUGGAGGAAAUAUCUGCAGCAUCAAAGCAACAAGGAAUAUCAGAUUCGUCUGACAGAACAAAGAAGAAUUUUGGCAGUACAAAGAACUCUGACUCUGACCCUUUGUUGAGUUCUUGGAGAGACCUUCUAAAAGAUCCUAAGCAAUGGUGGGAUUGCCGUGACAGUAAGCACAAUGGAUUGGUAAAUUUUAAUUACCCUGACUUUAAGCGCAAGGAUGGGAGUCAUGCACUCUGGCUUGAUAGGGCCCCAAACUGGGUUCUUUCUGAUCUCGAAGGAUUGGAAUUUGAUGCUUUGAUUCUGAAAUCCAAACAAGCAAAGGAACAGAAAGAUGAUGCAAACUGGAGGGACGUGGUAGAAAAUCCUGAUAAAUGGUGGGAUAACAGAUCAACAAAGAAAACUGAAAGAUCUCCUGACUUCAAGCACAAAGAAACCGGUGAAGCAUUGUGGCUCAACAGUUCCCCAAGUUGGGUACUGCCAAAGUUGCCACCUCUAAAGGAGAAAGAAGUAGAACCUAACGCCAAACAAGAACUGAUUUCAUAAGCUGACAGCACAGAACCAAGUCUUUUCACCAUGCUCAUGUUUGAUGUUCCUCUGUUGCUACCAUUCUUUUUUACUUUACCUUCAUGAGAUCCUUACAGUCUGAUUUUAUCUCACCAAAUUUUCUAUUAUACUGAUAUUUUCAGAAUAGAUUUGUUCAUGAAUAGAUGUAGAGAUUAUUUCAAAGGGAAAUAGUAGUCUAGUUUUAGUCUGAAAUUUUUCUGACCCCCAGAUGUGAACAAUUUGUACAAGGAUUGUGAUUGAGCCACUUGUUGAUCAUACUUCAUCCCUCACCCCGCUAUACCAUUGAUGCUUAAACGCCAAGUUGUCUGUGA
Messenger RNA from Neltuma alba, 1546 nucleotides. Its product is annotated as protein OSB2, chloroplastic-like. The transcript has 7 exons. Lineage: Eukaryota; Viridiplantae; Streptophyta; Magnoliopsida; Fabales; Fabaceae. The record is from RefSeq and is a predicted model, not a curated record. Gene Ontology annotation, cellular component: mitochondrial nucleoid. Gene Ontology annotation, biological process: positive regulation of helicase activity; mitochondrial DNA replication. Gene Ontology annotation, molecular function: single-stranded DNA binding. The coding region runs from base 150 to 1214 and encodes 354 amino acids.